CCAAGCCAACUUUCAUAUUACCAUUAACAAUUCUCAAAAUCCAUCUCUAUAUACUAGUAGAAGAUCAAGAUUAGAGAGAGUGAGUGAUAAUAAUGGAGACAGUCAAGAGCUUAGCGGAGCGAAAGCCGGUGGUGAUAUUCAGCAUAGGGUCACGCUGCAGCAUGAGCCACACCAUCGAGACGCUCGUGGCCGGUUUUGGCGGGACCGUGACCGUGCACGAGCUGGACGUGAUGCCCAACGGCAAGAACCUGGAGUGGGAGCUGAUGCAGGGCAUCUGGGCGGCUGCAUCCUGGGCAAGCAGGAGGAAGCCGCCCAGUUUGCCCGCGGUGUUCAUCGGCGGCGAAUAUGUCGGGGGUGAAGGUGAGAUCAUGUGCCUCCACCUCAAGGGAGAACUUGUCCCCUUGCUCAAGAAGGCUAGAGCCAUUUGGCUCUAAGUAUAUAAUAUGUUGUCAAGUACUAAUUGUACGUGAUUAAUAAUAUGUACAUGCAUGCAUAUAUAUGUGUGUACUGUAUAUAAUUUCCUGAUUUUUAGACCUAAAUAUAAAAUUAAGUGGUUUCGUCUCCCCUUGAUUGGGUGGAGGUAGUUAAGCUCUAUGUAAAUCCAAGCCAAUGUACCUUAAAAUUAAUAUCACAAUUAUAUAUGGCUUUGUUUGAGAAUAAUAUUUUCAAUUUCCAAUAGCAUUUUAAAUUAAAUUUUAAUAGUUUAG
Molecule: messenger RNA, 707 nt
Organism: Cuscuta campestris
Lineage: Eukaryota; Viridiplantae; Streptophyta; Magnoliopsida; Solanales; Convolvulaceae
Source: the annotation of a GenBank genome assembly